Eurytemora carolleeae is the source of this 958-nucleotide messenger RNA. RefSeq names its product galactosylceramide sulfotransferase. Gene Ontology annotation, biological process: glycolipid biosynthetic process. NCBI's taxonomy places the organism in Eukaryota, Metazoa, Arthropoda, Copepoda, Calanoida, Temoridae. Gene Ontology annotation, cellular component: membrane. Gene Ontology annotation, molecular function: galactosylceramide sulfotransferase activity. The transcript has 11 exons. The coding region runs from base 56 to 799 and encodes 247 amino acids. The record is from RefSeq and is a predicted model, not a curated record.
UUUAUAUCCUUAUUUUUCUUUUUUAUAAUCACAUUUUCUCUAGGCCUCCAGAAACAUGGUAAGGCGAUCAACAGCAAUUAUAGGAAAGAAUCAGAUGCUAUGGGAUCUGGGCCUAGGUUGGAGAGAAAUGGAAAACAUCACUUUAGUACAAAACAAGAUAAAAGAUCUUGAUUCUCAGUUUCAUUUUGUAUUGUUUGCUGAACAUUUUGAUGAGUCUCUAGUAAUGCUUGCCAAAAUUCUUUGUUGGGAUUUAGAAAACAUGAGGUACUUGAAGCAAAAUAUGAGAAAAGCAGAAAAUGUUUCUGUAAUAAGUUCAGGAGCCAGAGAAACACUGAGAAACUGGCUGCAUGCAGACUAUAUGCUUUAUGAUCACUUCCUGAAGAAGUUUAAGAGGGACAGAGAAAGGUAUGGUUUGGAAAAGCUAGACGCAGAUGUGCACAGAUUGGAGGUGUUAAAUCAACAGCUAAAAGAGGAUUGUGUAUUAGAAGUAGCUGAUAAUAGUAAAUUAACUGGAGAGUUCAGAAUGACACUUCCAAUAGUUCAAGGCUAUUUGAUCGAUGAAACAAAGCCAUGGUGUGCUCAGUAUGCAAGAAGUGAACCCAAUUUCUCUGUCCAAGUCCGGAAAAAACAAAUGAUCAGAGCAGGAUAUGAGAUCUCACUUUAUAACAACAAACAAAAACUAAGUGUACUAAAGAACAGAAAAACAAGAUUAAAGAAUAUGCCAAGAAUAAGACAAUUGGAUUUUGAAAAGUAUCAUCAGAGUUUAGGUGUUGUAAGGGAGACAAUCCAAGCUAACUAGUGAAAUUUUCAUCAUGAUUUAAAACAUAUUUUGUUGAGUGAAUCUAGCUAGGAGGAAUAUGAGGAUGUGACUAAAAUUCAAUCAAAGUGAAAAUUCAGUUAUAAAAGUCCGAUUCAAAUAAGAUAUCUUAGUUUUUCUAACUUAAAAUUGUGGUUUACU